CUCCUAUCCUGAUAUAGUCCUGCUGUACUCUUGAAGAAGUGGAACCAAAUUCCAACUUUUGUAUCGUCGACUCAACCGCCACUAUGCGUCACUCUGGCAGUCUCUGGCGGGACUAUUCGCAGCUGAGGCUGGAGGGCGAAAUAUAUUUAUGGUCCACGAUAGUAAGCGACGUCCAGACAGAUCCACUGUUUAGAUCAACAUUUCGUCUAUGGUGCCACGUCCACAAUUGUCCUAUCCAAAUCGCGCUGAUCUUCAGAGACGUACCCACUGGAUCAAAGACGUUACAAUUUGAGGGGUAUCAUUGACUAGGGUCGAUAUCCUUUCUAUUAGGGAAAGGAAGAUUCAAAAACCCCAAAAACCCCGCUUGAGAAUAAACAUCGUUGUCCACAGUUGCCUCUAUUUUCCGCACACCUCAUCCGCCGCAGCACCUACUGAGAACCUGUCCUCUCUUAUCACCGAUUACGAUGUCUUAUAAAGUUACCUUGGAGACCCCUGAUGGGAAAUUCACCAUUGAUUGUGAUGAGGAUGCAUACAUCCUGGAUGCAGCCGAGGAACAAGGCAUUGACUUGCCUUAUUCAUGCCGUGCAGGCGCAUGUUCCACCUGCGCUGGAAAGAUCAUUUCUGGCACAAUUAAUCAGGAAGAUCAAUCGUUUCUCGACGACGACCAAAUAGAAGCUGGAUUCGUCUUACUCUGUGUCGCUUACCCCACCAGCGACUGUGUCAUUUCCACCCAUAAGGAAGACGACCUUUACUGAUAGGACACCUGAAUUCCUUUUUUUCCCUCGGGGUUGUUCUCCAUAUAGAUAGCACAAAAAUGAUGGGAACCACGUUUAUCAGUUGGAGCACUACGCCACCUCUGUCCCCCCUAUCAUGACCAGUCAAAAUACCUUCACCCAGCACAUUACAACGCCUAGGACGACAUCCUCAACGGUAACACGAGCAUUAAUUGAAACGCCGGGCAUCUCCAUACAAGUGGCCUUAAAGCAAACCACACUACGCACUACACUCGUACUGAAGCAUAAAGCAAGGCCGCAGUCAGCCUAGCAAUACUUCAUAUGUACGCGAUGGGUUGAUAUCGGCUUCAAUAGUGUAUCUUCUAUCUUUUAUAUAAC
This is a messenger RNA of Aspergillus caelatus, 1112 nucleotides long. Its product is annotated as ferredoxin-1. Gene Ontology annotation, molecular function: 2 iron, 2 sulfur cluster binding; electron transfer activity. Gene Ontology annotation, biological process: electron transport chain. NCBI's taxonomy places the organism in Eukaryota, Fungi, Ascomycota, Eurotiomycetes, Eurotiales, Aspergillaceae. The coding region runs from base 465 to 755 and encodes 96 amino acids. The record is from RefSeq and is a predicted model, not a curated record. The transcript has a single exon.